Molecule: messenger RNA, 4125 nt
Organism: Vespula pensylvanica (western yellowjacket)
Lineage: Eukaryota; Metazoa; Arthropoda; Insecta; Hymenoptera; Vespidae
Product: membralin
Exons: 13
Coding region: 343-2553 (736 amino acids)
Biological process (GO): response to endoplasmic reticulum stress; positive regulation of ERAD pathway
Cellular component (GO): endoplasmic reticulum
Source: RefSeq, a predicted model, not a curated record
UAGUGUAAGUUGACGGGUAUCAAAACAUGAUGAUGAAGUGACAAUUUCAUGAUUAUUGUAUUGCGUUCGCUAACGUAACUGUAAUAGAAAACUGCAAAUUAGUACUGUAGUAACGCAAAUAGAAACAGAAGCAUUAAUUUAAAUAAGAUUACGAUAUUUUUACUUCACUUUUGAAUAAGGAUAAGUUCGUUACAAUCAGUGGGAAAUGUCAAACAGCUUAUAUAAAUAUUUGUUAACAGCAAAUAUAAACAUAACGUAUAUAGAAAUCUUUUGAAUAUUGAUUACUGAUUAUCAUAUCUAAUUAUAUUAUCAGUACAGAUCAAACAAAUUGUUAUUGUCACAAUGUCACAAGCUGACACUGCUACUGCUCCAAUCCCUAAUAAUCAAAAUGGUGUAGUGGCAAAUAAUAAUCAUACUUUUACUGGUGUUAUCGGACCAGUUUUAAAUAAUAAUAAUAUGAAUACUGCGAGAAAUAAUAAUAAUCAGAAUCCAUUACUUAACGUACGAGAUAGAUUAUUUCAUGCGGUUUUCAUCAAGGCUGCAUUAGCUUAUGCACGAACAUUUCCACGACCAGUUAGAAGAUUUAUAGAAUUCAUAGUUUUGUUAAAAGCAAUAUUGGCUUUUUUUGUACUCACCUAUAUUCACAUAGUUUUUUCGCGAGCACCAACAAAUUGUUUAGAACACAUAAGAGAUGAUUGGCCACGAGACGGUAUAUUAAGGGUAGAAAUUCUUAGAAAUGGAGGGGAAGAUUAUAGCAUAGAAAAAAGUUAUGCGAAAGAAGAAAAGUUGCGACAAGAUGAGAUUGAUGAUUUGGUUAGUGAUUUAGGGAUAUUGACGCCAGAUGGGUUUAUAAAUAUCGAGCCAUCUUCCGUCGAUGAGAGCCAAGGAACCAUUUAUAUGUCCACUGAAGAUAAUUACGAAAAUGUUACUUUACCUGUAAAAAGUGUGGACGUAACGAGUUCAACAACUUUUGGAGAAACGCAAUAUCCGAAUUUAAGUACAACGAAUGCGACAAAAAGCCCGUCAUUAAAUCAAUAUUUAAAUGGAUUAAAUGCAGUAGAGUCAAAGGAUAACGCAGUGCUGGGAAAAGAAUCCAAUCGAGAUAAAGUGAUCCAGCCUUUAAAAGAUCAAUCUGCGGAUGUCGAGAAAGUAUUAAAAACAGUACUUCCAGAGGAUGGAUACAUUGUGGAAUAUUCUUUGGAGUAUGGCUUCUUGAGAUUAUCACCUGCUGCACGACAUAAAUUAAAAAUACCAGUGAAAAUUGUUACAUUGGAUCCAGUAAAUGAUAAAUGUUUUGGAGAUGCAUUUUCAAGAUUAAUACUGGAUGAAUUCUUAGGUUAUGAUGAUCUGCUAAUGGCAAGUAUUAAGACAUUAGCAGAGCACGAAGAUAAUAAAGGUUUCUUAAGAAACGUUGUAACCGGUGAACACUAUCGUUUUGUUAGCAUGUGGAUGGCAAAAACUUCAUAUCUCGCUGCAUUUUUUAUCAUGCUAGUAUUCACUGUGUCGAUAUCUAUGUUGCUUCGUUAUUCUCAUCAUCAGAUCUUCGUUUUUAUUGUGGAUCUCCUACAAAUGUUGGAAUUCAACAUGCCAGUGUCGUUUCCAGCCGCGUCUCUCUUAACCGUGAUUCUGGCAUUGGUCGGUAUGGAAGCCAUAAUGUCGGAGUUCUUUAACGACACCACCACUGCAUUUUACAUCAUAUUGAUAGUUUGGAUCGCCGAUCAGUACGAUGCUAUAUGUUGUCACACAGCUAUUACGAAAAGACAUUGGUUAAGAUUCUUCUAUCUAUAUCAUUUCUCCUUCUACGCGUAUCACUAUCGAUUUAACGGACAGUACAGUAGCCUGGCAUUGGUGACAUCUUGGCUGUUCAUACAGCAUUCGAUGUUGUACUUCUUCCAUCAUUACGAAUUACCGGUGAUACUCCAGCAAGCACAAUUGCAACAACUUCUUUUACGCAAUCCGACUCAACCGGCUCAGCCGCCGACGCCUAGUACGGCGCCAACGACGCCUGGACAGUCGCCCACUACGACGCCAUCAUCCAGUCCGAAUCCGUCGACACCAACGACCGAACAGACGCAACAAAAUUACAUCGCCGAGUUAUCGCAGUUAGAUCCUGAUCCUAACGGUCAGGAGGAAGUCGUUGAAAGAAUUUCUUCCUCAUCCGUACUAGAAUCUACGAGCGAUCGGCAAACGAUACGUUUGGGAGAGGAAACGAACGGGACGAAUGAGGAAACUCUAGCAGAAAUUUCAUCCUCAGAAAUUGCAGCCAUGGAAACUAUGGAUCGUGGUUGUUCGUCGGCGGACACUUCGACGUCCGAAGGUUUCGAGGUGAUCGAGGCUAACGAAGCUGGUCGAAAGGAAAUGCCGAUUAUAUCGACAACAGCAAUAACGAUGACGACGAUGACGGCGAUGACGAUAUCGACGCCGACAUCGACGUCAUCACCGACGCCACCGCCGAUGCCGCCGACGCCGCCGACGACGAUGACGACGAUGACGACGACGACGACGACGACGACGGAGUUGACGUUGUCUUCGACGGAAGGAGAAGAUCAUUAGAUUCAAUUCGAUUUUUGAUUUUUGAUUUUUGAUUUUGAUUUUUGAUUUGCUUUGCGAGUGCCAGUGUUGCAUGUUCGACGUCGAUUUUAAGAUUGAGAUUGAAAGGAUAUUGAAAGGAUAUACACACACUAGAUAGGAUUUAGUAAGGAAGAUCAACGGAGAGAGAGAGAGAGAGAGAGAGAGAGAGAGAGAGAGAGAGAGAGAGAGAGAGAGAGAGAGAGAGAGAGAGAGAGAGAGAGAGAGAGAGAGAGAGAGAAAGAAUGCAAGUAUGCUCGUACAAUUUAUUAUGAGAACAUUAGAUCAUUUUCGUUUUAAAUUUAGACGUGUAUGUGUGAGAAUAAGGAUGUGAGAUAAAGGAUAAGUAAAAUAGGGAAAAAACGGGGAAAGGAAAGGAGAGAGUACUUUUUUCUUUUUCUUUUUCUUUUUCUUUUCCUUUUUCUUUUCUGUCUUCUUUAUUUAUGUAACUAUAUAUAUAUAUAUAUAUUUUUUUUUUUUUUGAAAAAUUUUAUUCCGCCGAAACAAUAAAAGGAAAUAUAAGUACGGAUUGAAGAUUAAAGAAAAAGGAGAUGGAGUAAGAAAGAAAAAAAAGAACAUGCGUCCCUUGUAUCUUUUAUCAGAACGCAUUAUUCUUUGAAAAUUGUAUAUUUUUGUUUUCUCUUCUUUUUUUCUUUUUCUGUUCUCUUCUUCUAUAUUCUCUUUCUCUUUUUCUUUUUCAUUUUUAUAAUAAUUCCGAGCAGGAUAAUCUGUACUUGUGUUUUCUUCUUUCUUUCUUUCUUUCUUUCUUUCUCUUUUCUUUUUUCUUUCUUUCUUUUUUGUGUUUUCUCGUAGUAUUUUAUGAUUUUUAAAUUCUCUUUAUAUUUUUCUUUUAUUUUGUUUUGUUUAUUUCUCUGUUUUUAUUUUUUUCUUUUAAAUACCCUUUUUUCUGGAGUAAAAAGAGUCACGUUAAGAGGAUUAUGGCGGGAAAGCGAAAAUCGACGAAAUUGAAUGGGUAUGUUGAGUUCGACGAUAUUUUUCUCGUUUUUUUUUUUUUUUUUUUCUUCUUUUAACGUCGAAAACAAACGAAAAGUCUCUUUAGGAGUCUUCGAUCAAACGAUCUAAUAUUUGUAUAUUAUUGUAAAUCAUUAUUGUUAGUGCCUGAUGCGAUCAAUGUAUGUAUAUCGUUUUUGAGUUUCGAUCAUUCGACGUUCUUUGAUGAUUCGUGUUUUCGAAUUUUCUUUUUUUAUAUAUAUAUUUUUUUUUUAAUCUUUGAAUCUGAAUAUGAAUAAAAAAAAAUUAAAGUAAAGCAGAAGAAAAGUUGAGAGCAAAAAUGAUCCAACUAAUUUAAAAUAAAAUUUAGAGAUUUUUGUCAUUGUUAUCUGACAAUAGGUGACGUCAGUUCGAUGAAAUGUUUCUAUGGGAAUUUAAGGACACAUGUGGCGAUUAGAAAGAAAGAGAGGGAGGGAGAGAGAGGGAGAGAUAGGAGCAAGAAUUGGAUAAAUGUUUGUUAAAUUUUUUUCAUCGAAUGAUAAACAUUAGAAUCAUAGAAGAUCGAUAAACACACACCUAUAUAUAUAUAUAUAUAUAUAUAUAUAU